Messenger RNA from Echinostoma caproni, 912 nucleotides. The record is from the annotation of a GenBank genome assembly. NCBI's taxonomy places the organism in Eukaryota, Metazoa, Platyhelminthes, Trematoda, Plagiorchiida, Echinostomatidae.
AUGCAGCUUCCAAGCAUUGUGUAUCGCCGAUGCUUCGCUCUUUUCCGGCACUGUCCCCCUCGUUGUCUGGCCUCCACUGUCCCGCAAGUAUGCAUUGUCGGUAGUGGACCGUCAGCGUUCUACACCGCGCAAUACUUACUCCGGCAUCACAAUGCUGUCCAAGUGGAUAUGUUUGAGAAGCUGCCCGCGCCGUUCGGUCUCGUGCGUUAUGGUGUCGCACCGGAUCAUCCGGAAGUGAAGAAUGUGAUCAACACAUUCACCGAGGUUGCCAAAAAUCGCCGUUUUCACUUCUUGGGAAAUGUGGCUGUAGGAAAAGAUAUUCGACUGUGUGAAUUACAACGUGCCUACAGUGUUGUCAUUAUGGCUUACGGAGCAUCUCGUGAUCGAAUGCUCGACAUCCCCGGAGAGAACCUUCCAGGUGUUUUAUCUGCCAAAGAAUUUGUUGGUUGGUACAACGGUGCUCCGGGUUCGAUCAAUGUAAGCGCUCUUUCCAGUCCCAGUCGAUUGAUAUGUCUACCACUUCAGUUUAGGCCCGAUUUGGAUUGUGAAACAGUGGCGAUUGUGGGUAUCGGUAAUGUCGCGUUGGAUGUGGCCCGUAUUUUACUCUCUCCGAUCGAUCGACUUAAGUUUCUGGUUGAUUUGGACAAAGCGAAUCCACUGGACCGCGUGAGGAAUGGGAAAUUUUGUGACCUACUCUUCCUCCGUUCCCCGGUUCGGAUUUUGUCCCGUCACGGGUCUGAUUGCACACCCACCGGUUCGGAUCCCUGUGCUCGAUCCAUGGUCGCCAGAAUCGAACUAGCUGUGAACCGCCUGCAGUCAGAGGUUAUUGGCUUGGCAUCUGGCAUCGUUUUACUUUUUCGGGAGCGGUUUGAAUCUAUCAAGGAGGUGCCUUGGGGCAUCAAAUACCAGUGA